Cheilinus undulatus (humphead wrasse) is the source of this 6133-nucleotide messenger RNA. RefSeq names its product RB1-inducible coiled-coil 1 (gene rb1cc1). The record is from RefSeq and is a predicted model, not a curated record. Gene Ontology annotation, molecular function: molecular adaptor activity; protein kinase binding. The transcript has 23 exons. NCBI's taxonomy places the organism in Eukaryota, Metazoa, Chordata, Actinopteri, Labriformes, Labridae. The coding region runs from base 417 to 5300 and encodes 1627 amino acids. Gene Ontology annotation, cellular component: phagophore assembly site membrane; Atg1/ULK1 kinase complex; extrinsic component of membrane. Gene Ontology annotation, biological process: reticulophagy; autophagosome assembly; positive regulation of protein phosphorylation.
UCGUAGAUGACAACAACAAAACAGACAGAGCAACUGAGAGGAUGUUAGCGUAGUUAGCUACCUGAGAUAAACAACUGGUGGUUUUUAUCCGUGUGUAUCACGGUUUCAGCUGUAGUUUGCCAAAUAAGACAAUUAUUCUAAAAACAGUAUGUUCUGUUGGAUUAACUAAUCAUGGUUGACACUUGUUCUUCUCUAGUUUAGCUUAGCUAACGCUAGCUAACGGGUUUGCUAAGUUAGCUCUAUGUAUGCCAAGCUAAAACAGGUUAGCUAGCUAGCUUAGUUGCUAGCUUGUUAGCUAGCAAACUCGCCUAGACGAGGUGGAGACCAAGAACAGGGAGAUGCGAGCAAAGUGAGGGUGGAUUUGAAUGACUAAAUGAGCAAGAUCAGCAAGAGUGAAGGACUCUGGGAGAUUCAACAUGAAGUUGUAUGUGUUCCAGGUCAACAAUGGCAGCACAUUGACUUUUGACACAGAUCUUGCUGUCCAAACUGUGCUGGAGCUAAAACAUGCCAUCCAAGCCAAAUACAAGAUUGCGAUUCAACAUCAAGUCCUUGUUGUCAAUGGAGGGGAAUGUAUGGCUGCAGAGAGGCGGGUCUGCAGCUACAGUGCUGGCACUGAAACGAACCCCAUAUUUCUGUUCAACAAAGAGAUGAUCUUGUGUGAUCGGGAUCCAACAAUCCCCAAAACCACGUUCUCGAUAGAGAGUGAGAUUCAGGUUAAGGUGGAGGAGUCUCUACUGAUGCCAGCCGUCUUUCACACUGUUGCCUCGCGGACGCAACUUGCUCUGGAAAUGUUUGAAGUUGCCAACAAACUUAGUUCUUUCUGUGAACGUUUGGUUCAUGAUGAACACCUUCAACAUCAAGGCUGGGCUGCAAUUAUGGCAAAUUUGGACGACUGCACUCUGUCAUAUCAGAAGCUGCUGGUGAAAUUUGAAACUUCAUACACAAAUUAUCAACAUGAUUUGGAAGAAAUUAAGCUGAAACUUACAAAGCUAGGGACAGCAGUUGCUGUAAUGGCCAGGAUACCUCUGCUGGAGUGUUUGACACGACACAGUUACAAAGAGAGCAUGGAAAAGUCCAGCUCAACUCCAGGAAAGGAUUCGGAUGAGACAGAAGAAGAAAAGUCCACUGACUCUGUGCUCUGCACAGCUAACACGCAGAAGCCCUCCAAGUUAUCAGCCUCCCUCUCUGCUUCUGGGACACCCACUUGUGAGCAGACUGGAGACCAGGAAACAAAUGAGAUGACUGACAGUGGUGGUCUGAGAGCUGCGCUCUUAGAUGAUGACACUCCAGAGUUAGCCAACCCGUCCACCUUCAAUGUAACACUAUUAGACUGGAUCAAUGUGCAAGACAGACCAAACGAUGUGGAGUCUGUUGUUAGGAAGUGCUUUGACUCUAUCAACAGGCUUGACCCACGGAUCAUUCAGCCCUUCUUGGCAGAUUGUCGUGACACAAUUUCCAAGCUAGAUAAUCAAAACAUGAAAGCCAUUAAGGGGCUUGAGGACAGGUUGUAUGCUCUUGACCAAAUGAUUGCAAGCUGUAAGAAGUUGGUGAAUGAACAGAAAGAACUUGCUCAGGGAUUUCUGGCCAAUCAGAAGCGAGCUGAAAACCUGAAGGAUACAUCUGUUCUGCCUGAUUUAUGUCUAAGUCACACAAACCAGCUGAUGAUCAUGCUGAACAACCACAGGAAGCUGCUAGACAUCAAAAAGAAGUGCACCACUGCCAAACAAGAACUUGCAAACAACCUGCAAGUCCGACUAAAAUGGUGCUGCUACGUGAUGCUCCAUGCAGACCAGGAUGGAGAGAAGCUUCAGGCUCUUCUCAGACUCCUGACAGAGCUGAUUGAAAGAGUUCGAGUGGUUGAGGCCCUGAGCACGGUGCCCCAGAUGUACUGUUUGGCGGUGGUGGAAGUUGUCAGAAGAAAAAUGUUUAUGCGCCACUACAGGGAGUGGGCUUAUGCACUUGUAAAGGAUGGGAAACUACUGUACGAGGCAGAGAAGUUCAAAAGGGAAUCCUUUGGGAAACUCUUUAGAAAGUCUUUCCUCAGAAAUCGUUUGUUUAGAGGACUUGAUUCAUGGCCUCCAACAUCUUUUUGUACACGAAAGCCCCGGAGAUUUGAUGAUGAACUUCCAGACAUCUCAGUUGAAGACCUGCAGUACUUGAAAUCGUGUUGUCCUGUAGAGGUGCAGCCUUUCCUCAUGGUACCCACAAUGUGUGACUUUGAGCCCUUAAAUCGACAUGUAGAGACGCUGCAGCAGCUGGUCCAAGCUGCACAGAGUAUAGACGAGAUGUCUCAAACCAUAACUGACCUGCUCACCGAACAAAGGUUAUCCUGCAGUCAGAGCGCUCAAAGAUCCACUGUGUUGACCCCACAGUCUGAGAGCAUACCUGGGACCUCAACACAGAUGUCCUCUAAGACCCCUUCCUCUCUCAGCCUUCAAGGACCCAGCUGCCAGCCCAUCAAUGUUCCCGUCCCAGCUCCUCUGGAGGACUUGUCUCCAGACAGCAUCGAUGCACAGACAUUUGACUUUGAAACAAUUGGCCAUCCAAACAUGGACCCAGUCAUGCAGCAGGGCUCUCUGGACUUGGAUUCUCUGGCGGAGAGCCCUGAGUCUGACUUCAUGUCUGCUGUUAAUGAGUUUGUGAUUGAAGAGAACCUGACCUCUCCAAACCCCAUCAGUGACCCCACCAGCCCUGAGAUGAUGGUAGAGUCUCUGUACUCUUCAGUCAUCAAUGCCAUUGACAACAAGCGUAUGCAGGACACCACAAUACUAGAGAGGGAGAACUCACGGAUCGCUGUCCUAAAACAAGUGGUUGACAAGUACCGAUCAGCUGCAGAGGAGUCCCAUUCAAACUUACGGAGUGUUAAGGAUGACCUCUGUCACUUACGAGUCCUGGUGUUAAAAGAACAACAUGACUUUGGCUUUGUCCUGAGGAGUAUGAGCACAGACGUGCGAAACAUUGUGGACAAGAUUGUCUUGACGCAGGAAGUAGAAUUAAAAGAAAAGCAUCAAAAUGAACUUCUUGCUCUUCAACAAGAGCUAGAGAAGCAAGUUCAAACACUAACCGAAGAAAACCAAGUAAACCAGAACAUUGUCAGAGAUGUCCAGCGUGCAAUGCUUGAGCUGGAGGGGCUGAUGGAGCGCAAAGAGAAAGAACUCACUCAGCUGGAGCAUGAAAAAGAGCGAUGGGCUGAGACAGAGAAUAAACAGACUGACCGGAUCAAGGAGCUAGACCAGAUGAUCAGCGACCAAGCCAAUGAGAUCAAGACACUCUCAGCCUGUAAAGACUCUCUGACCAGCCAGCUUGAAAAUCUGCACUUUGAGAUUGAACGCAGCCAGCAGAAGAUCAGGCAGGAACUGGAGGUUGCGGAGCAGUUGCACUUAAAGGAGCUUGAGUACAGAAUGAAGCAGGAACACCAGGCAGAACUGGAGACUUUUACCAAGAACAACCAGGAAGCUCUUGAACAUCUAGCUUCUGAAAAUAGUGCAAAGUUAAGUGAAGCAGCUGAUCAUCACGCCUCUGCACUUCGGGAGAAAGACAACCAAAUUAAAGACAUGGAGGCUCGUAUUACAGAGCUUGCAGAACUCCGCUGCAAGCUGGAGGUGGAGCUAGCCCUGAAAGAGUCAGAGACAGAGGAAGUGAAGCUCUUAUUGGAGGAGGCUAAGACACAGCAGGCUGAAACAUUGAAGUCCCAGGUAGAGUCUGAGACCAAAGUCCUCAGUGAGGAGCUUGAGGACCUUAGAAAACAGCUUCAGGUGAAGAAUGAGGAGUAUGAAGUUGACCUGGCUGAGCUGAGGACUCUCAUGCGCAUUGAGAAGGACCACUGCAUCUCAGAGUUGGUGGAAAGACAUGAGGAGGAGACUAUUUUAUUGCGUACUGAGCUUUCCUCCCUGCAGCAGCAAGUCCAUGACGCUAAGAGGAACCACGCUGAGCAGCAACAAAGUUUUAAGCAGGAGUUCGACCAGCAUGUGGCCGCUCUUGGCGAGGAAAAAGAAAAGCAGCAGAGGAGUUUCCAAGAACUGGAGCAAGAGUUGAGGACUGUUAUCAGUAAUUUGCAGGCUGAAAAUGACUUGCUCUCAAACAAACUAGAGCAGGACAGAGAGAGACAAGCAGCUGAGAAAGUUGUGAAGAAAGAAGAGGCCUCUAAGGUUGCAUCAUCAAAUGCUUUUAGAGAGUUAGAGCAGCAGAAAGAGGAGAUGGAGAAGAGACUGUCAGAAAAAAUUAGACAACUUGAGAAUGAGCUUCAGGAGAGACAAUCUUUCAAAAGUGAUGAAGGGUUGCCGCUGCAUGCUGAGGGCCAUGCAGAUGCUGGAACACCUCUGUCACUAGACUCAGCACUGCAAGAGCGUCUGCAGCAGGAGAGGGCCUCCCUGCAGUCUCAGAUAGAGCUCCUGGAGAAGAAGAAGAAUGAGGAGAUACAGAACCUCAAGACGUCACUAAUCGCAGAGCAACAGACCAAUUUCAACACUGUUCUAACCCGAGAGAAGCUGAAAAAGGAACAGAUUAUCAGUGAGCUCACUGAGAAGUUGCAGAAAGUGACCCAACAGCAGGAGAAGGACAAAGCUCUCAUAGAGACUCUCUCUGAGGACAGAGCAAGUGUCAUGCAGGAGAAGAAACACUUGGAAGAGGAGCUUAACCGCCUGCGCAGCACUGCCCUGAUCUCCUCCACCUUCUUUACAUCUAACCCCUCGUCUCAGGAGGGCAUAGAAGCUGGAGGAGCAGCAGCAGCAGCGAGAGCUCUGCCUGUUGCUGGGGCUUGCUCCUGUGAGCCCAUGGCUGAAACUGACAGACUGGCCUCUGUGGCAGCCAUUCGGGAUGACGAACAUGUUGAUUCAGCGGUGGAGGCCAGCAUGGUGACAGUGCAUGAUAAUGUCCUGAUGUCAGAGGAGAAACAGCGGAUACUCCUUCUUGAGAGGACUUUACACAUGAAGGAAGAAGAAAACAAACGCCUCAGUCAAAGACUGAUGUCUCAAAGCAUGUCGUCUGUGUCUUCACGGCAUUCAGACAAAAUCGCCAUCAGAGAUUUCCAGGUAGGCGAUUUGGUCCUAAUCAUCCUGGAUGAAAGGCAUGACAACUACGUGCUGUUCACAGUUGGUCCCACCCUCUACUUCCUCCACUCAGAGUCUCUCACUGCACUGGACCUCAAACCAGCAUCAGGGACCUCAAGACGGCCGUGGGUACUUGGAAAGGUGAUGGAGAAGGAGUAUUGCCAAGCAAAAAAGGCCCAGAACAGGUUCAAGGUUCCUUUAGGAACCAAGUUCUACAGAGUGAAAGCUGUUCCAUGGAACAGAAAAGUAUAAUAGCCAAGCAAUGAGCUAAAUGUGUAUUUAUACUACUUAAUUUUUGAACAGAAACUUCACAUCAUAUUUCAUAACUUGAAAAUUGAAAGACCUUAAAAAUGGAAAGAAUUAUGAUCAUCAUCAUCAUGCUCUUUUUAGUUUCAAUUCAAAACUCCCACCUGCUACCACCACAUCUUUCUUUUCUUUUAAACCCGGAUUUGUUAUUGUGGACCAAAUGCUAUUAACUUUAUUAGGGCACUGCCCUAUACACCGUGGCAUGAUGCCACUUGACCUGUGUGUACAAUUGAGCAAAAUUUGGAUGUUGAAUAUUAGUUCUCAUUAUCAGCAUUUGUCCUUUUGUGAAAAAAACUGUGUCAUUAUCAACAUAAUAAAAUAAAAAUAUACAUUUAUUAUAAAUGUUUAUGGAGGAAUGUUCAUGGCAUGCAUAUUGAUAUAUUUUCUUUGAUUUACUUAUCCAGAUAAAUGUUGUAGUUGGAAAUGUAGUUAAUGCUGUUUGUUACUCACAAAGCAGUGUGGCCCUCUGUCAAUACUGAAAUGUACAUUAUGGCUGACUGAUGAAAAAACAGUCAUCUUUGCAAUCCUUGAAAUGCACUUUGAAAAACAAUGCUUUUGUUGAUUUGAAAAGGGAAGUUAAUUGAGCUGUCAGAACUAAGUAAAUAUAUCAGCACAAACUUCUCACUAUCAUAGAUUAUUGAUAUGUAGAAAGGAAUAUUUGUGACUGUGUUUCAUUAUCAGAGGACAUUGUACAUUACCCAUCAAAUCACACAUGUAACAAUAAAUGACUGUAUUGUAAAAGAGAGUUUUGAAACAAUAAAGGAUUGAUCCCAGAUGUA